AUGACAGUUUCAACUCGAUCUAACUCAAAACCACCACAUCAAGGUUUAAAGGAGAAACUGAAAGCCCUGACUCUCUUGUACGAGCAGCAGAAAUUCAACAACGCUUCUUUCAAGCCUCCACAAGAAGACAAUCAUACAGAAACCCUAAAGAAUAAUGCUGUGGUUCGGGAGAAAAAUGGGAACAGGAUAAUGGUGUUUGUGAGAGUGAGGCCACUUGCUAAGAAGGAAAAGGAAGCGGGUUCCAGGUGUUGUGUCAAGAUUGUGGAUUCUUCUCAUAUUUAUAUGACGGAAUUCGCUACUCCUAACGAUUACUUGAGGUUGAAGAGGAUUCGAGGAGGUCAUUUCACUUUUGAUGCAUGCUUUUCUGAUUCGGCUACUCAACAGGAAGUGUAUUCUACAUCAACCUCGGAACUUGUGGAAGCAGUUAUGCAAGGGAAGAAUGGGACAGUUUUCUGUUAUGAUGCCACUGGAGCUGGAAAAACAUACACAAUGCUUGGUACUGUGGAAAACCCGGGAGUGAUGGUGUUGGCAAUUAAGGAUCUCUUCAGUAAAAUCAGGAUCAGAAGCUAUGAUGGAAACCAUGUAGUUCAUCUGUCCUAUCUUGAGGUUUAUAAUGAAACUGUAAGAGAUUUGAUUUCACCUGGAAGGCCUCUUGUUUUGAGAGAAGAUAAACAGGGGAUUGUGGCAGCAGGUCUUACGCAAUACAGAGCUUACUCCACCGAUGAAGUGAUGGCAUUGCUUCAGCAGGGAAAUCGUAAUAGAACUACGGAACCAACUCGUGCAAAUGAAACAUCUUCACGUUCUCAUGCUGUUUUGCAGGUCGUGGUUGAAUACCGAGUUAGAGAUGCUGCAAUGAAUAUUAUUCACGGAGUGGGCAAACUUUCAUUGAUUGAUCUUGCAGGGUCAGAGAGAGCUCUUGCCACAGAUCAAAGAACACUUAGGUCUCUUGAGGGUGCCAACAUUAACCGGUCUCUUCUUGCACUAAGCAGCUGCAUCAAUGCUCUUGUAGAGGGCAAGAAGCACAUUCCAUACCGAAAUUCUAAACUAACCCAGCUUCUCAAAGAUUCAUUAGGAGGAACUUGCAACACCGUCAUGAUUGCAAACAUAAGCCCGAGUAUCCUCUCAUUUGGUGAAACUCAAAACACCCUUCAUUGGGCUGAUAGAGCAAAGGAGAUUCGAACAAAGGCACCUGAUGCAAACGAGGAUCUAUUACCGGUACCUAAAACAGAAAAAGACCAGGCAAAGCUGAUACUUGGGCUACAAAACGAGAAUCGUCAAUUGCGAGUUCAGCUAGCACGCCAAAAACAGAUGCUUUUGAAACUCAAAGCACAAUCCUUGGCUGCAUAUGCUUCCUCUUCUCUUCCCAACAAUCUCGUCUCAAUUCCGCGACAAACACCCUUAACCACUAUUAUCACAAUCAUCGUAACCUCACUCAAUCUCCACCACCCUUCAUCAUCCAUCGCGUCAAACUGCAAUCUGCGAAGCUCAUCACCUCAUUACUAUCGAACCGUCCUUCAAUUUCCGACAACCACAAUCUUCAUUAUCAUCACUGUGACCCAUUUCCUUGUUUCCUCGUGA
Messenger RNA from Vicia faba (fava bean), 1578 nucleotides. The record is from the annotation of a GenBank genome assembly. NCBI's taxonomy places the organism in Eukaryota, Viridiplantae, Streptophyta, Magnoliopsida, Fabales, Fabaceae.